Molecule: messenger RNA, 4881 nt
Organism: Melanotaenia boesemani (Boeseman's rainbowfish)
Lineage: Eukaryota; Metazoa; Chordata; Actinopteri; Atheriniformes; Melanotaeniidae
Gene: slc6a17
Product: solute carrier family 6 member 17
Exons: 12
Coding region: 438-2630 (730 amino acids)
Biological process (GO): glycine transport; alanine transport; sodium ion transmembrane transport
Cellular component (GO): plasma membrane; synaptic vesicle
Source: RefSeq, a predicted model, not a curated record
CACGUGGAAAUCAGAUGUGUAAGCAGGUCUCUUGAAGAGCAUUGUUCACACUUUGAAUUGUAACAAACGGUGUCGAUUCAUUGUCAACGUGCACAAGUUAGUGUAAUUUUUGUAACCAAACUAGUGGCAGGCGUUGAGCUCCUGCGUCAGACUUUACGCACCAUGCAGCCUGUGUGACUGGAAGCGCUCUGUGAUUUCGCAUCACUUAGAGAUGCUGCAUGCGGAGACUCUGUCUGAAUGAAGAUAUCAUACAUUCACGAAGGAUUUAUGCUGUCACGCUUAUAACCCGCGCUGCACACUGCAUUCAAGAUUAAAGAAAAGCACAGAUUUCUCUCCACAACACCUUCCCAGCUUCCACCCGGCUUUCCUGUCACAGGCUGUCCUCUUCUUGCCCCCAUCAACCUCCGCUCUGAAGGAGCUCCCGUGUCUCAGCAGCUAUGCCAAAGAACACCAAGGUGACCCAGCGGGAGCACAGCAAUGAGCCAGUCACUGAGUCGGUGGCUGACUUGCUGUCCCUGGAGCACCCCAUGGACUACAAGAGCAGUCAGAUGAGCAUGGGUCUCAGUCCUGGGUCUACUGCCCCAGUAAAGGCCCUGCUACCUUCCCCUGAUCCAGAUGCUGAGGAUGGCCGGCCUGCAUGGAAUAAUAAGCUGGAGUACAUCCUUGCCCAGGUGGGCUUCUCUGUUGGUCUUGGUAACGUCUGGAGGUUUCCCUACUUGUGCCAGAAGAAUGGUGGAGGUGCAUAUCUGGUGCCCUACUUUAUUCUCCUGAUCAUCAUCGGCAUCCCCUUGUUUUUUUUGGAGCUAGCAGUGGGUCAGAGGAUCAGACGUGGCAGCAUCGGGGUGUGGAACUAUGUCUACCCACGUUUGGGGGGCAUUGGGGUUUCCAGCCUCAUGGUUUGUGGUUUUGUGGGCCUCUAUUACAAUGUGAUUAUCGGCUGGAGCAUCUUCUAUUUCUUCCAGUCUUUUCAGUAUCCACUGCCUUGGGCUGAAUGCCCCAUCCAGAGAAAUGGAACCCAAGCCAUUGUGGAGCCUGAGUGUGAGAAGAGCUCUGCCACUACUUAUUUCUGGUACCGCCAGACUCUUAAUAUCACAAGCACCAUUGACGACACCGGCGGCCUGAACUGGAAGAUGACCCUGUCCCUGCUGGUGGCUUGGAUCAUGGUCUGCCUGGCCGUCAUCAAGGGCAUCCAGUCCUCUGGGAAGGUGAUGUACUUCAGUUCUCUCUUCCCGUAUGUGGUGCUUUUCUGUUUCCUGGUGCGAGGCUUGAUGCUGAAGGGAGCUGUGGAUGGCAUCGCUCACAUGUUCACCCCGAAGCUGGAAAAGAUGUUGGAGCCGCAGGUUUGGAGAGAAGCAGCCACACAGGUCUUCUUUGCACUUGGUCUGGGUUUUGGAGGUGUCAUUGCUUUCUCCAGCUACAAUAAGCGAGACAACAAUUGCCACUUCGAUGCAGCUCUGGUCUCCAUCAUUAACUUUGUCACCUCAAUCUUGGCCACUUUAGUGGUGUUUGCUGUCCUGGGGUUCAAAGCUAAUGUCAUGAACGAGAAGUGUGUUGUUGAGAAUGCAGAGAAGAUUUUGGGUUACCUCAACACAGGUGUGUUGAGCAAAGAGCUCAUCCCUCCCCACAUCAACUUCUCCCACCUGUCUGCUCAGGACUAUGCAGAAAUGUAUGGAGUCAUUAAAACAGUGAAGGAGGAAGGCUUUGGGCAGCUGGGGCUGGACGCCUGUGUCCUGGAGGACGAACUCAACAAGGCUGUUCAGGGCACCGGUCUGGCCUUCAUCGCAUUCACAGAGGCCAUGACGCACUUCCCUGCCAGUCCCUUCUGGUCUGUUAUGUUUUUCUUCAUGUUGAUUAACUUGGGCCUGGGAAGCAUGAUCGGUACCAUGACUGGUAUCACCACACCCAUACUCGAUGCUUUCAAGAUCCGCAAAGAAAUCCUGUGUGUGGUUUGUUGUGUCAUAGCCUUCUUGUUAGGUCUGCUGUUUGUACAGCGUUCAGGAAAUUAUUUUGUCACCAUGUUUGACGACUACUCUGCUGGUUUGCCUCUUACUGUGGUGGUGAUCCUAGAGAAUGUCUCUGUAGCUUGGAUCUACGGUACUAAGAGGUUUAUGCAGGACCUGGAGGACAUGCUGGGUUUCAGGCCAUACAGCUUCUAUUACUACAUGUGGAGAUACGUGUCACCUGCCGUUUUGGUGGUGCUCAUCUCUGCCACCAUCAUAGAGAUGGCAGUCAGUCCUGCAGGAUACAACGCCUGGGUGGAGUCAGAGGGAUCAGAGAGUUUCAAAAGCUACCCUCCCUGGGCCUUAGCUAUGGCCUAUGCCCUAAUUGUGGUUGCCAUGCUGCCUUUACCCAUUGUCUUUGUUGUCCGCCACUUCAACUUGAUCUCAGAUGGCUCCAACAAGCUGUCCGUUUCCUACCGUAAAGGGAUGAUGAAGGACAUCUCCAACCUGGAGGAGCAGGAUGAGCAGCGCUUCAUCCUCAGCAAAAACCCCAGUGAGGCUCCCUCACCCAUGCCCCCCCACCGUGCCUACCUAGGUCCUGGCGGCACACAGGAGAUGACCAACACCAACUAUGGCACCAGCACCAAGACAGGCUACCAAAACAUUGGCUCGCCUGAAUCUGAGCUAUGAUCCAGUGAGCUUAUUGAACCUCCCAUCCACAUAGCCCUCAACAACCUUUAAGGGAGAGGGACAGAGGAAGUCAAAAGGGAGAGAAAAUUCACUUGCAGCAUUCAUCACACCUUAACCUCAGAGCUAAAUCUCCUAUCUCCUCUUUUUCUGCCCCAUUGCUCCCUACCUGUGGUUCUUUCCUUCAUGCCUGUCACAGAAUCUGUGCUGCUGAUCGCCAGCUUUGAGGAAGGGAACGUGGAAAUUUAACAACCUAUCCCAGGAGCAGACACAGAAGGACAGGGAUGAGAGCAAAGAGGUAAAUGAAGUGUAGAAAGCCCCUCUGAGAGCUUAGAUUAUAAGCUCUGGCUGAGGUUAAGGAGUGUGUAAUGCUAAAAUGUUUUGCAUUGUUCUAAACUGUAAUUCUCUAUGUAAACCAGUUUGCCCUUCUUCUGGUUCAGUUAGAGAGGAUUGCUAUUUUUGUUGGGAUAAAAUGAAGGAGACUCAGAAAACAACAAAAUCAUCCUUAUCUGAUCUGUAUGGAAAUGUUUUUCAUCAAGAAAAAAAAUGGUUACAAAUACAUCUAUAACAGUAUAUUUAGUCAGUGAUUCUGAUAGUGUUACAAGCACAUUCUGUCUAAAAGUUUACUGUGCCUAUCAUACAUCAGCAAUAAUAACCAUCCACAGUAGGAUUCUCACUAAACUGUCAAUCUCCUUCUAGCUCUGUUUUCUCUCUGAUGUAGAAUAAUGUACAUAAAUGCUGUGCAAUAGUUUGAGCCAUCACCAUAAGUUGUGCAAACACACUGCAAUAGUGCAAAACAGUUGGCAGCUUUGCUCGUCUUUAUUCCAUGAACACAGAAGCACAGUCACCUGCCAUUACUAGAGCAUCUCUGAGCCAUAACACAGAGCAGCACUUUUCUUUUAAUCAUUUCACCUCAGUUACAAAAGGCUCUGGAGUAACUGCUGCAUUAUUGUCUGUGCUGUUCCAGUUUCAGUGGACCAAGACUAAGCUUAAUCAUUUUAAUCAAUUGCUUUAAUCAGGUGGUUUAAUGCAUGCUUUGGAUGGGCAGCAGUGAUCGCACGUGAGCAGAAAUAAUCUGCAUGUGUUUGAUUGCAGGGCAGAUUCAAACUUGUCUCUGUCAGUAACAGGAAGGCAGAAAGAGACAGAAAUGUGGUCUUUGUGUUCAGAUGUGCAUGUCAGUGUGUUGUCUGCUGCUGAAUGAGAGCUCCCAGUGUCUCUGCCUUUUUAAAAAUAGAGGCUGUGGUACCCAGGGGAAGCCGUGGCAACGCGCCAUAGAAACGGAUAUUCUUCUGAUGUGGCGGAGGAGCAGGACCGCUGACAUCUUGCUUUGUCUGCUCCACCUGCAAGGUUUUUGAUGGCCUACAAAUAUUUUUCCCUGAUGUUACAGUGCAUUGAAAAGGUGGUUCACUGCCAUUCUGCACUAUGAAUCAAUCAUGCUUCAUGAGAGGAUGAUAUUAAGGUUUACCUGUUGUACAUUCCUCAAAUUGUGAUCACUUUGUAGAAGACAGAAUCUCAUCAGCACUACAAACAACACUUUGAUGUCUUUUUGUGACCCAAAGUAUAGAAGAUAUCAGCUUUUUUUUAUAAAUAUAUUUCUAUGUAUAUUCUUGUAUCACAAUGUAUGUUUAGGGGUAAAAUGUGGACAUGUACUGUGAUAUUAAUGUUUGAAAUAAGUGGUGAUACAUGGUGUUGACCACUGGAUGUCUCUGCUGGCCAGUGGAGGAGCCAGUGGUGCCUCAUCGUUCCUGUGGCCCCUCCCUGAGACAGCACCACUACUCCAGGCCUAACAGAUUUAGUGGGAAGCAUAGUCAGUCACAUUGUUUGGUGCCUAAACAGCAUUUGUGUUGUCUGUUUGCCUUAUGCUUUUGUCAUUUUUCAUUUUUCAGUGAGUUUAUAAUGUAAAUUGUUUGGACCAACGAUUUUGUCUCAUUCACUUGAGCACUUUAAUUAGAUGACUAAGACCCUGGAGUUGAUUGUUAAGCACAAAUUUAGAAAAGAAAAUAUAGAGAAUGCACAUAUUUAUACAAAGAAGAGGAGGCACAAGGCAAAGGCAGGGCAAACAUUUUUUAGCUUUGUGUGUUUGUUUUUGCUGUUUGAUAUCUGUCUCUGCGCUCAAAUUAUUGACAAUUUAAGACGUCACCAUCUGGUGAUCACAGAUUGAGAUUUUUUUUAAAUAGGUUGUGUCCCAAAAAUAUCUCCGCUUAAUUUAUGCCUCUCUGCCCCAUUGCUAUGUGAUGAUUUGCAGAGCAGUCCC